Messenger RNA from Cadophora gregata, 1419 nucleotides. RefSeq lists its product as uncharacterized. The record is from RefSeq and is a predicted model, not a curated record. The coding region runs from base 1 to 261 and encodes 86 amino acids. Lineage: Eukaryota; Fungi; Ascomycota; Leotiomycetes; Helotiales; Ploettnerulaceae. The transcript is spliced from 2 exons.
AUGGAAUCAGUCCUCGGCCCGCCUCCAAAAUCAUUCUUAGGGGAGAGCAAAGCGGCCUUGAAGUACUGGAACUCUGAAGGAAAUUGGAAAGGCGUCCAGGCUACGGGAAUCAAGUCAGUGCCAUUGGAAGAUUGUGAGGAGUAUCUGGAAGGCAAGGAAUACGAUCUAUUUGGUGGGUUCUUCAGAAAAAUGUUGGUCUGGAACCCGAAGCAGAGAGCGACGGCAGGCGAAUUGUUGCAGCAUGAAUUUUUGGUUGUAUGAUAAUGGAAUUUUAGAUAUAUGAUCUCUUAAGAUAAGGCGGUUGAGGUCCAGCCUAGUCCAGCCUAGUCCAGGCACUCAAUGCACCAGACUACUACUUGCCAGUACACUCGCGAUCAUACACAAGAGGAUUACCGCAGCUCAGAGAUGCAUGCUCUUGCUGCACUGGCCACAAGCCACAACUCACAGCUUGCAAGCCUGCAUCGAGUAGCUCAAUCCCUCCAUUAUUUCCGCGGGCGGCACAGUAUGACUUAGUGGUUACGCAGAUAGGUCGAUCCGGCCACUUGAAAUUCACGUUGACGCCAAUCUAAGACUCAACGGCUGUGUUCACUGCUGCCUGCUAGGACGCAAUGGCACUGGAAAGUCUAGUAUGUCUCACUGCCCACGCUGUGCCGACUCUAUCUGAUUCAUGUUACGCCUAGCGCAAAAGUAGAUUUCGCCAAUAAUGUAAUAAGCUAUGCAAAUGGAAAUGCCGGUACCAGGAAGGAGGGAGUGGUGAUGACAGUUAAAAUGAUAACGCCAAGCUGUGCCAAAAGGAAAUGUGAAAUGGCGACUGCCAUAACCGCAACGUCCUGGUCCAUGGUCUGAGGGUCUCGCGAGUUUUGUUCGGGCUGCGUGUUGCAGAUGGGUGGAGUUGAGCUACAAAUCCACGCAAUGUCAGGGCAGCCGAUGCGAGCAACAUCCUCCCACGAGAUCGAAGAGAAUGCGAUGCCGCAGAGACUUGGAUCGGAAGACAUGCUCGAGUCGGUAGUUAUAGUAGACCGCGUGCAGGCUUUAUGUGUAGAGAGAGCGGCCUUGGGGACGGCGGAGAGGAGGCCAAAGGCAAAUGGAGCACACCGGUCACCGAAGCAGUGAAAGGGAGGUUUCUGCGCAGGCGAAAGAGAAACGUUAGCAAACUGACGUCAAAGUCCAAGUCAAUUAGCAUUUCCCCGCUGUGAUGAAGGACAGGAGCAUGAGCGGUAGGAAUUGGUACUUAAGAAGAGGCGAGAGACGCCGGUGGUUCAGCGUUGUGGGCCAUCAUCUGAGAUCUAAGUUAUGCCAUAGAUCGCCAGAUGGAAUGGGAGGAGCGCGAGCACGAGAUAACGAGAGGGCAGAAAAAAGUCGAGGAGAUGAGAGAUAUGAACGGACAUGGGAGGUAGAGGGUGAGGGGGAAGAUGUGAU